Molecule: messenger RNA, 1663 nt
Organism: Orbicella faveolata
Lineage: Eukaryota; Metazoa; Cnidaria; Anthozoa; Scleractinia; Merulinidae
Source: RefSeq, a predicted model, not a curated record
UAAUGCCGUGCUGCCAACGUCCAGAAUGGGGCAGGAGCCGUUGGACAGUCCACAGGAAACUAUCAACAAAGAAGCCAAUGAAUUCCUGAUGUCCGGAACGGCCAACGAUCUCUGCUGUGAUGGUUCUGUGAGUGACUCCUUAUAUGAUAUGAUCAGAGAUGAUUUAUUUGUUGACGUUAAUCAUAGUUGUGUUGUUGUCAAAGGUCGCUUGAGAGAGAACAUUGCUUUCUGGCAAAAUAUCGGUGCUAGUAAUUGGCUACUGAGAGUUAUUCGUGAAGGUUAUUGUUUGCCGUUUGUUGAGUUACCUGAGGUGAAGUUUUUUCAGAAUCACAGGAGCGCGUUAUGCAAUGCUGAGUUUAUGUCUGCUGAGAUUUCUAAAUUGCUGAAGUCGGGUGCAUUGGUGGAGGGUAGUCCUGCGGACCUUCUUGUGUGCAGUCCAUUGGGCGUAGCCAUGAAUAGUUCAGGGAAACUUAGGCUUAUUGUGGAUUUACGCUAUGUCAAUCAACAUCUCCGAUCAUGUAAAUUCAAGUACGAGGACAUACGUACAGCAGCUGAUUUGUUCCAAAAAGGUGACUGGUUCUUUAAAUUUGAAUAUACCAGUGGAUAUCACCAUUUAGAAAUUUUUCCAGAGCAUACAAAGUUCCUUGGCUGCUCUUGGACGGUUGAUGGUUCCUGUAAGUUUUUUAAGUUUACCGUUUUGCCUUUCGGCCUUUCAGUUGGACCUUUCAUCUUUACAAAGAUCCAAAAAGCCCUGACGAAGCACUGGAGAAGGCACGGAAUUCGUUUAUUUACUUACCUAGAUGAUGGUGCAGGGGCGGAUUCUGAUUUCUCUGAAGCACAGCGGGUUUCGGACAUGGUGCAAGCGGAUGUGCGGCGUAGCGGUUUUGUGGCCAAUGAUGUGAAGAGCCAGUGGGUACCAGUCCAAUCCGGGGAGCUGUUGGGUUAUGUCCUGAAUUUACGUGCCGGAACUUUUCAAGUCCCCCAACGAAGGGUAGAUACUUUUCACCAUAUGCUAAGGGAUGUUAUAGCUCAUAAGUUUGUAGUAUCUGCACGCACGGCAGCCCGGUUCACAGGACUCCUGGCUUCCAUGAGUUUGACGCUGGGUCCAGUGGUACGCCUUUGGACUAGAAGCUUAUACCGGACAUCCUACAAGCUGCUUCGUGGGACAGCCCUUUCCAGUUAUCUGCAGAUGCCCAAGGUGAGAUUGUUUUCUGGGAGAAGAAUUAUCGUAAUACAGGCUAUCCGAUUUGGGCUCCUAGUCCGAAGCCUGAAGUUUUGACUUACUCAGAUGCUAGUGAUUCUGGUUGGGGCGGAUUUGCUGUUCAGGUUGGGGGACAAGUGGCAGUAGGAAGUUGGUCACUCGAUGAGAGUAACAAGAGCUCCACCUUCCGGAAACUGCGGGCAACUGGUCUAGUUCUGAAGUCUUUUGCUCCCCUGCUAAGAGGCAAGGAGGUUCUACACAGAACUGACAAUAAGAACACUGAGAUCAUUCUCUCGAUAAGCAGCCGCAAAUCCGACCUUCGCAAUGAGGCAGUUAAUAUCUUUAGGCUGUGCAGGGAGUUUAACAUUCGUCUAACCGUGGGAUGGAUCAGCAGGGAUUUGAAUGGGGUUGCUGACGAGCUGUCGCGGAUUGAGGAUUCAAACGACUAUAAGCUCGAUCCUU